AAAGCUUCUGCGAAUGGAACAAAACGCCAAAUGCUGCUCCCACAGCGGACGAACACGGUCCGGAACGUUGCUCCUUGGAGUUAUCCCAGAGACCCUGAACAAACAGUAACUGCAGGGUUUGUUGCGUUCAGCUAGCAGCAGUGAGUUAUUUUGAAAAUAGUGGUGCUCGAAUCGAUGUCCUGUAUUCUCGAGGUUCCGGAAUCAGUGACAAUAUGGCUAGUGAAUCACUGGCGGAAGCCAUAACACAAAAUGUAUUCGAUAAACCGUAGUAGCGUAGAACGAUUCGAAGCCAUCAAUAUACUAGCAAUGCGAAAAUUCGCUCGGUGAAAUGAACAACUUCCCGAAGAAAUUGGGGUGACCAACAGAGCAAGCAACUUCAGUGUAUGGUGUCAGUGACGAAGAAGAAGAAAUAAAGUGCUUUAAAUAAAUGGUUGGAGGUUAGCGGGAAGGUUCCACAGGAAAGCGCGAGAGCAGCGUCUAACAGCACGAAAGGGGUGUAGAAAUUUCCAACAACAGAAGCAUCCCUCUGAGCCUUGUGGAAAAAAAUGAGUUGUAACGAGAGGAGCACAUAAAUUAGCAACAGCAACAUCCAGCUAUUACCUCAAUUUUCCAACAACAACAAAAAAAAACAAAUUUCAGCAACAACAACGCAGGCAAAUAAGGUUUAGGCGAGAAUUGAGAUAAUAUUUUGCGAGAGCAAAAUACUAACCUACACAUCAUCGUAGCAGAGGGAACCAUCCACACACAGAAGACGCAGAAAAAUAAACACAAAAAGUUGUAGACCUCUACUCGCAGUACCCAACGCUUCGGAAAGAAUAGCACGGGAAAGGACGAAGGAGUCCGAAGAAGAAGAAGAAGAAGAAGAAGAAAAAAAGCCGUAGCAGCCAAACUGAACGGAAACAACCAACGACAGAUCAACCGACAGGAUCAACCAUGUCGCUGGAUAUCGAAGUGCCGCAUGUUAGAUGCCCCUCGUUAGGUGUCCUCAUACUGACACUUAACCUGGCGCUGUUUCUGCCUCAGACUAUAAAUAGGACACCACCGUUCGUGCUCGCAGGGACCGGUGGUGGCAGUAUGCUAGGGGAUGUAAAUAUUUCGGCUAUUCUAGACUCGUUUAGCGUUGGCUAUGACAAAAGAGUAAGACCAAACUACGGAGGACCGCCGGUUGAAGUGGGAGUCACCAUGUAUGUGCUGUCUAUCAGUUCGCUGUCUGAAGUUAAAAUGGAUUUCACAUUGGAUUUUUACUUUCGACAAUUUUGGACUGAUCCACGUUUAGCUUACAGAAAAAGGCCGGGUGUAGAAACACUGUCUGUUGGAUCUGAGUUUAUUAAGAAUAUUUGGGUACCCGACACGUUUUUUGUAAACGAGAAACAAUCAUACUUUCAUAUAGCGACUACUAGUAAUGAAUUUAUAAGAAUACAUCAUUCUGGAUCUAUAACUAGAAGUAUUCGAUUAACAAUCACAGCAUCAUGUCCAAUGAAUUUACAAUAUUUUCCAAUGGAUAGGCAGUUAUGUCAUAUAGAAAUAGAAAGCUUCGGAUACACGAUGCGAGAUAUCCGAUAUAAAUGGAAUGAAGGCCCCAAUUCAGUCGGAGUCUCGAGUGAAGUAUCUUUGCCUCAGUUUAAGGUUUUGGGACACCGUCAGCGUGCUAUGGAAAUCAGUCUCACAACAGGAAAUUAUUCACGUUUAGCAUGUGAAAUACAGUUUGUACGUUCGAUGGGUUAUUAUCUCAUUCAGAUUUACAUACCAUCCGGAUUAAUUGUAAUCAUAUCGUGGGUAUCAUUUUGGCUAAAUAGAAAUGCUACACCAGCACGUGUUGCAUUAGGUGUAACCACUGUCUUGACAAUGACAACACUGAUGUCGUCAACGAAUGCUGCCUUACCGAAAAUAUCUUAUGUAAAAUCGAUUGACGUAUAUUUAGGCACAUGCUUCGUCAUGGUAUUUGCUAGUCUGCUGGAAUACGCCACCGUCGGUUACAUGGCGAAGCGGAUACAGAUGCGCAAGCAGCGCUUCAUGGCCAUCCAGAAGAUCGCCGAACAGAAAAAACAACAGCAGGCGGACGCCAACCAUCCGCCUCCACCGCCACCGGUCAGCGAUCACAGCCACGUUCACGGCCACGGGCACAGCCACAGCCAUCAUCACACGCCGAAACAACAGAUGGGCAGCCGUAGCGGUACGAUGUCCAAUGUGCCUCCCCAUAAUAUAGCGGGAUCACGAGGUUGUUCUAUUGUAGGUCCACUGUUCCAAGAGGUGCGCUUUAAGGUGCACGAUCCUAAGGCGCACUCGAAGGGCGGCACACUGGAAAACACGAUCAACGGCGGGCGCGGCGGUGGUGGACCACCGGGCGGUGGUGGCGGACCACCGGGCGGUGGCGGAGGCGGACCGGACGAGGAAUCGGGCCCACCGCAACAUCUGAUACAUCCGGGCAAGGACAUCAACAAACUGCUGGGAAUUACGCCCUCGGACAUUGACAAGUACUCCCGUAUCGUUUUCCCGGUCUGCUUCGUGUGCUUUAACCUGAUGUACUGGAUCAUUUAUCUGCACGUGAGCGACGUCGUUGCAGAUGAUCUGGUACUGCUCGGUGAGGAGAAGUGAGCGGGUAUGACGAAGAAGCGACGACCCGACGUGGUAACAGAAGGAGAUGGAGACAGAGUGCGCAAUAGUGAAGUAAAGAAACAGUUUCAAACGAACAGACUAGGGUCAGUCAGGAGCUAGGAUCGAACCCAAACACUCAUGCAUACACUGUAGACACUUGUAUAGAACACACGACAGGACACACGGAAGGUAAGCGAGAUGAGGAUGAAAAUAUAACAACAAAAGUAUAAGAAAUUUUUAGGGUUUAUUUUUACCUAUUUACAGUUUCGGUUCUUUUUUAUACGUAUACAAGAGACAAAGAAAAAGAAAACACUAGAUUUUACCGUUACUGAUAAUUAACAUAGCAAAGUAACGAAAAAUAUUCCUAAUUCAAAACAAAAAACACAUAGAAACACGCGUGUGGUAUGCAAGAGCAAAAACAAAAGAACAAGACGGAGAAAUAAUGACUAGGUGAUAAGCAAAUUGAGGAGCUAAUUAAAAAAAAUUCAAGCAAGCAAAAAGGAUAUCUUCACUAAACAACAGAAAAAAACGUGAUCUGAAUGAGUCUAGGAACGAAUAAAAUUUUCCAAACUACUGAAACCAAUAACAAAUAACACACUCACACAAAUUCACUGAAUUCAAGUUAUAAUUAACAAAAUGUAGGGAAAAAAAGUUUUCGAUAUUCAAAAACAAUGGCAGUUCAGAGUCACUCGAGGUCCCGGCAAUAAGCGGCUUAGGCAAGCCCACUGCUGAUAAAGUUUGUUAGACGAGAACGAGCAGACACACAUAGCAAGCAAGUUUCGUUUCUAUUAAAGGCCGUAGUAUUUUGGUUGUUCUGUUUAGAAACUUAAGAUGUUACAUGCUAAUUAAUCAAUCGAUGUAAAAUCAGAGAAAUCGGACAGGAUGAAACACUAAAAGGUUAGGAUUUGGGUUUGGUUCACGUUUUCAACAUCAGAUCGAGGAUGUUCUUCGUCCCGAUUCGCAAACAACAAGCAAAGUCACCAUGAACAGCAUCGAUCUCUGACAGCAGACUAGAUUACGGAGCAUCAAUUUGCCUCCUGGGAGCGAGUGCUAGUGUGAAACGGUACCAUAAACUGCCGAAAAUCAUUUUCUUCACGGCAGCCACUUCAUACGACGGGCCAGAGAACGACAAAAAAGGAUUGGUAUGCCUGCGAAAGAAGAAGCAGCUACCAUGUGGAGAAAGGGAUCGGUUCUAAUCAGUAAGCGGAACAACAAUCCACUCAAUCUGAAACGAUGCCAUUUCCUAGCAGGCGUACAUGGAAGGACGAUUUUUGCUGGUGGUGAAAUUCAUUUCAGCCAUCUAGGCAGGAUGGUUUGCAGGAUGUGUAAUAAUCUUUGCCUUUCACAGCACGUUUCCCUAGGGUGCCGGCGUCGUAGAAUUCCUCCAUUAAAUCCUCCUCGUAAAAUGAUUCCACAACCCCGAACCGGUAAGAUGGGAACAAGCCAAACCCGAAACGAGAUUGAUGGCGAGAGAUAGCGAAUUGGGGGUGGUGGUGCGCAAAAUCAUGCCCGAGCUGAACGAAAUGGUUGGAAAAAUUAAUGCGAAAUUAAUUAUUAAUUAUAUUAAAAGUUGAUUCUCCGAAUGCUUCCAAUAUAUUUGCCAAACAAAAUACUAUGAACGAAAACAAAUAAAAAAAACUCACAACUCGAAUAUGCGUAUAGGUGGGACAGUGAACAUUGAUUUUUGUAUUGUUAAAUGCGUUAAAUCUUUUUUACGUAUUAUUCCAACUGUCCGCUUUGAACCGAUUAAAGUUACUAAAAUAUGGAAACGAUUUUUACACAGUAGAUCAGCAACUGUAUGCAUAAAUUCGAACAUAUGAUGCACGUGAACAAAAUUAUUACCACAGCAAAAAACACAUUCUGCUCACAGAACAACAACAACCAAAUAUACACACUCUAUCUUUCUGAAGGUUAAAUAACAUUUUUAACUACAUAGCCGAGAACCCUGUCAAACAAACAAUCACCACGUUUGAUAAAACCACUCUUGCUCCAGUCCAGGGAAGGGAAUAACACACGAGAUUACAAACGACAUCCUUUAUAGUGAGUUUAUAUGUUCGAACAGGAGCAGUAGCACAACAGAAAAUGGCAAAAACGUAUCCCAAUGGUGAUAAUUUUUAUACUAAAAAAAAUCUAGUGAAAAACAAAACAAAAAAAUGUUACGUACCGUUCUACUCGAAAUCGUAGAUGCAAAUUAAAUGUUGGAAGAAUUCAGCGUAAAGCCUAAAUUAUUCGAGUUCAUCUUAAAUAUAGAUCAGCUGCAAUUAAAAUUGUAAACGAACAGAAACUCGCGAGCAAUGCUCAGCUUGUUUCGAACAAGCAAGUUUUCUAAGGGCUCACAACCGGUCAAAACAUUUAUAAAGUGUGACAUCAAAAACGAUCAAACUCAUCAAAUCAGUUAACUUGAACAUGACAAAUUGACUGAUUAACAGACAGACGGACACGAUUGGGUUGGUAAGCGAAACGAAAAAAAGGCAUCAUCCGAUAGUAAAUUCGAUAAUUUCGUUCCCAAAUGUCAUUCGAAACUACUUUAAAAUCUAAAAUCUGAUUUUAAUGCGUAAUGGGCUUUUGCAUUUAGUUUCGUUCGGUAAUCUAUUAUGAAACAUCAUUUUUUCAGUAAGUUCUGUUGAAAAUCACUAACUGAAGGUUGAACUGUACUUCCGGCAAGGCUCGCAACGUUAGAGCGAGUUGCUCCGAGAUCAUGGUGGUUACUUUUAAAAAAUUUACUAGAAAAAUAGAUUUUUUAAUUGUGCUGUGCCAGCCCGGUUCUGUAACAGCACGAAGCUAUCACUGAUAGCCUAAUCCAAUGGGUCUGUAAACAAAAAAUAACUUACUUUCAUUGAAAAACACUGGUGGCGUGGAUUGCUCUGGUUUUGCACUUUCGAGCAGAAAUGGCAAUGAAACACUGUUAAAAUAAUGCAUUUCUGCUCGAAAUUGGAAAACCAGAGCAAUCCACGCCACCAGUGUUUUUCAAGGAAAAACGCCAUUAGUUUUGUGUUUGAACUUGGUCAACGCAGCAAUCACAGAAAAGUUGCUAGGUUCCGUUAUUGCAUAAUCAUGUCAGCUCUUCUACGAUUGCUGCGCUGCUCAAGUGGCGAACAUUGAAGUUUGAACUAAGCAAAAGUGAUAAUUUUCAGAUUUUUCUUGAAGAUUUGAAAAAUGUCCUAGUUUUUCGUAUGUAUUUCUAAAUGAAACGAAUCGAAACAUACAAAAAAUAUAUUAAAAUUGACUAAAAAAGACAGUCAUAAUAGUUUAAAUAACUUCCCGCAAUAUGUUUUAUUUGUGUUUACGGAGUAAUCGUAAAGUAAAAAUCAAAUUCACAAAUCAAGGAAAUUCAUUGUUUUUAUAGUUGAUUAUCAGAGAUUUAACCAAAACCACAAAUCCUUAAAAUGUAUUGAGUAUUCUUUAUUAAAUUGUAAUCACCCACAACUAACCAAAAACUAUCUUUUAACUGACCUAGAAUGUUGAGAAUAUGUUCAUUGUUUUCAUAGUGAAUGAGACUGACAAACUUUUACAAUAUUUGUUUACUGAAUAAAUUUUGCCGAUAGCCCAGAUAUAUCCAUUAAGAUGCAUUGUUUCAACUUAGCAAUUCAUAGCUGUGAGAUGAAAAGAAAGUGUUCUAAUCAUUCAGGGACUUUUGCGGAAUUUAGAAAUUCGAAAUGCGAGUCCAACCCAACACUGACUGGACAAACUGACAUGAAAAAAUGGAAAAAUAUUUCACUAGGUUACAUCAGAAAGCAACUAGGCAAUUUCAGUUAUCUGAAAUACUUUUCAGCUUCGGUUUCAGGUUUUCCGAGCCGUACUGUUUCCUACGUCAGUGAAGUUUAAUAGUAUUGCAACAUAGGAAACCCUUUGAAGGUACGAACGGGAACCAAGGAGUUGGGAUAAACAAGACUCAAUACAGAGCUUUUCUAACAAAAACGAAAUCACCUUGCUUCAUUUAAUAGACUUCAAUUAACCACAAUGUCUUAUGUGUGUUUUCUAGAUGCAUAAAAAGCAGAUAUGAGACCAUACUGUAUUAUAUCUGCCUUUAAGAUAUAUGUAAAGCGAAUAUGAGAAAUUGAUGGUUACUUAUGUAUGCUUCACAGAUAUUCAGUGAAGAAAUCUCCAGCAUUUGAUCGAAGCGCAUGUUCGAGGAUUGCAGUUUGACUCGGCAUGUUGCAUUUUGCUUGAAAAAAAUCUGUAAUACGUUGCUUUCUUGUUGAGUGUCCAACGAACAGUGACCUAAUAUGUUUUCAAACACAUCAAACCAGUACUAUGUGUCCUGAAUGUAUCUAGCAAAGAAGCUAUUGGAGAGAUUGAUCGAGAUCAACCCAUUGGUACCCAUUCAGACUACUUUUGCCACUGACACAAAUACACAGAAUGCACCAAUCACCCAUCAUCUUACCUAGAGAACUUGUAAAUAUGUAUUUUCUAAAACAGAAGCAACAAAAAAAGCAUUUAAUUUAAAUAGAAACCCAAAAAGUUGAUAAAAAAACACUUUCCGUACUAUAAAUAGUAGUAGCCUGUUAAAAACAAACCAAGUUGGCCACACGAAAAAAAAUUCCACGAGUAACACACCACUAUUACUGCAAACAACAAUUGACUACACACGCCAGCUGACAAGUGGAGGAAAGAUUCCAGCGCUGUUGAAAUACAUGAAAAUAAAUUCUAAAUUUUUAAGGAAACCAUUUAAAACAGUCAGAAAAACAUUCUUUUCGGUAUAAAGAAAACAGUAAAAUUUACUAGGCCUGUGUUGACACUGAACAGACUCUUUAUCCAACGUUUCAAUUUUGACAUAGUAAACCAUUGUUAUAUGAGCGGUUUUGAAUGUGACGCGUCUACACACACACUCACACACAACACAGUACAGCACACUUCGAUUCAGCACGUUGGAACACAAACACACAUAUUUUGUUAAAUCUUCACAUCACAGAACAUGACGCACUGUCUAGACUGAUUGGGUCAGUUUACUUUAUUUGUCAAAUAUUUUGAAUUUCAUUGCGACAGUUACUACUAUAGUUUUCCGAGGCCAUGUUUCGAGAAGCUUAAUUUAUUCCAAAUCUACUCAUUGUUUCCUAGAUUAUUUUUGAUUUCCGAAAUCGAAACACACUUCGAAACGAUUAUUGAAUAUUGAUUUUCUUUAAUUUCGUGUUGCCUAACGUGUCGAAAGUUCAUUCGGUUCAAUCGUCUUUGAUCAAGUCCCGAGGUUUAUCGGUUUCCGUCAAGCCCGAUCAGUCGGACCCAAAAACGUAUAAAUGCUUCCAAAGCCAAGUAAAAUAGAACAAAUGUUUCAAAGCUUCAGUUCAAUCGAUAUAUUGUUGAAUCAAAAUUUUAUACACGCAAAGCAGAAAAAAACAAGUAAAAAGAAAAUAAAAAUAAAACAGACAAAAACAGCGGUAGCAAAUUAAAUUCAAAGGAAAAAUAUUCAAAAGAAACUAGUUAAGAGCAACCUUAGCGAAUAACAAGUAAGAACGUAAGUAUAAGAUAUUUACUCGUCAAAUAUCUGUAGAUUAUGUGUCUUUUCACUCGUUUCAAUUGAAAUUUGUUUUUCAAUUGAAACUGACAAAAAAACAGAACUGCUCAAUUAUUUUUCAUGAAGAAAAGAAUGAGAAACCGUGUGAAUAAGUAAUUUUUAAUAAUGAAAUAAAAAUGCGUAUUUAUACUUUUAAUUUAUAGUCUAUGAGGUAAACCAGAACAACUAAAAUGUUGCGAAUAAAACGUAAGUAAAUCCAAACAGGCCGUGGAAAAUGUUUAUAAAAAAAGAGAUGACAUUACUAGACACCUAAGACAAGGGAUGCAAUACUAUGAAGUUAUAACUUAACAGAAAAUUGAAAUAAAAUGCUCGAGAUUAGGUCAUAAAUUAAUAUCAACAAGCUCCAACCAGAAAACGGAUAUGUUAAAGUUGAAAUUAAACCGAAAAUAAACCAAACUCAACCGCCAAGAUAUGGCGAGCAAAACUAGAUAAAUUGAAAACACGUUAUGAAGUAGUUGUUCACCAAAUUAAAACAGACGAAAUUUCAUAUUUUAACGAACAGAAACUAAGCGGAUGCGAGAAGAUACAUAUGCUAAUAACAGCCACUAUCGUAAGUUGGUUUCCAAAGAUCCUAUUUGUUCGGAUCCCACAAACCUUGAUUUAUGCUCAGUGCAUUCAAAACUGUCAGUCCGCACAUCUACGGAAGUCUUCAACUUCCUGAACUGCCACAAAAGUAAAAAAAGAAAUUUUUUCAGAGAAUCCACUGAAUACUAAACGUUGCACAUCCAUUUCAAACAAAAACCGUUUUCCUGUACACUUCAGUGUUAAGUUGAUAGAUCGCUUUUUUCAUUCGAUAAAACUCACAGCAACUGAACGUGGAUGACAGCUUUGACUGCACAAAACCAUCUCAUCCGAGACAUAGUGUUAUUCAAAAAAAAAUGAUUGUCACCAGAUUUUUCAAAGCACAUUGUAUCCAUCUGUUUCCAUCACCCAUGCUAAUAGUUCUUAAAUGUAGCACUCGACGGAAGAAUAGAAUACACGUUCUACUAAGCGCACCUUUAAAAUUGACUACCGUAGAGUUAAGAUUAUUGGUCCAAAUCAAAAAUUUUGUACUGGCCCCUUUCGCUUCUGUAGCUAAACUCUUCCAAUAGGCGUGCCAUUUUACUUAUUACAUGAAUUACCCUAGUAGAUUGAUUCCGUGAAUGUUUAUUACAUUUUUUUUCAUUCUCCAACAUUCUCCAACUUUGGUUGCGUGAAUAAUACAACUACACAUACUGAUAAGUGCGUUUCGGUUCAUUUUUUCAUGUAAAUAAAUUAAGUAGUUGGAAACGAAUAUCAGAUAGGACGGAGUGACAAACAACUAGUGUUGUUUCGAAGAAAAAAACAAUAGACGUCUGUCCCAGAAAAAGUCCGCUGUCAUUCAAGUGGCUCCAAUGCCUUCAAUUCUACGUUGAGGAACCACUCGAAUGUCAUAAUGAAUCCGAGCGCUUCAAUGAGCAACACAUAAUAACACGCAUUCUUCGAGGACACUAAAAGUACGCACUCUCAAACAGUGGGGAAUGGUCAGCUAGAAAAUCAAAAAAAAAACGUCUUGUAAAGCCAGUUUGUGAUUGAGUUUAGAAGGAGCAAAUGAAAAACGAGCAAACAAAAAAAAAUGUAGUGAAAAUUCAAAAGCAGAUGUAUAAGUAAGUGUUAAAUACUCACUGUACUUAUCUAUAGGAAGUUAAGGAAAAAACAGAAAAAAUACAAAAACGAGUAAAAGUAAAUAAAAUAUAUACACAAUAUAUGAAUAUAUGAGAAAAAGUAUAUAUAUCGCAACACAAGAAAAAUUCUAAAUAAAUAUAAAAUUUUUUAUAUAGGAAUGUAAUAUGCAACAACAAAAUUCAAUAAAGAAUACAAAAAUAUCGUUCAUAUUAUAUUUGUAAAUAUUUUAGUUCGACAAAUGAAUCACCCUAAUGUACAUUCAACUUCAAUGCACAAAAAAAGGAAAAAAAAUAAUUCAGAUUAGCGUAAAAAAAUUAUAUAAAAAAAUAAAUUCAACAAAAAAAAUGCAUAAAACGACACUCAAGACCGCAAAAAGAACUCGCAAGAUUCUAUCCUGUACUCGAAAUCUAUUCAAACCAAAACCAAUGUACACACAAACCGUGCAAUAUUUCUUCUGGCACACUUUGAUGGGGACACUGGCGACAUGUGCGUACGGGAAUCAACUUACCCUCAACUAGUAACCCUAAACGGGUGAUUAACUAAAGCGAAAGAAAUAUGUUCUAAUUUGUUAACGUCAGCAAUCUCCGACAGUACAGCUAAUCGAAACAUUUCGAUUCAACAACCUCCCUUGGCGCAUUGCGCGAGUGUCAACCAUCAAAGACGUUACGUAGGUGUCCCGAAGAGAAGCCACUAGUUCAAUAUUUAAGCGUAACUGGACAAAAAAACACUAGCGAAAAUAUAAUGAAAAGUUUAUUCAAAAUAGACUUGAGAUAUCCAAAGAAGCAGGAGAGAAGAUAAACUUGUAUUCGUUCUGACAGAUUAGAAGACAGAACAAGGCAACAGCUAAACUUGUAAGCAGGCAAGAAUAGUUGAACAACGUACUAGAAUAUUUACUGUUAUGAUACCACAAUGCAGAAUAUAAUUUGUUUUGUUUAGGUGAAACCAAACCAA
This is a messenger RNA of Malaya genurostris, 10702 nucleotides long. It is a transcript of the gene Rdl, whose product is annotated as gamma-aminobutyric acid receptor subunit beta. The coding region runs from base 934 to 2595 and encodes 553 amino acids. The record is from RefSeq and is a predicted model, not a curated record. Gene Ontology annotation, cellular component: membrane; synapse; neuron projection. Gene Ontology annotation, molecular function: GABA-A receptor activity; extracellular ligand-gated monoatomic ion channel activity; chloride channel activity. The transcript is spliced from 10 exons. Gene Ontology annotation, biological process: chloride transmembrane transport; nervous system process; regulation of membrane potential. Lineage: Eukaryota; Metazoa; Arthropoda; Insecta; Diptera; Culicidae.